This is a messenger RNA of Emericellopsis atlantica, 2459 nucleotides long. RefSeq lists its product as uncharacterized. The transcript has 3 exons. The record is from RefSeq and is a predicted model, not a curated record. Gene Ontology annotation, molecular function: zinc ion binding; DNA-binding transcription factor activity, RNA polymerase II-specific. Lineage: Eukaryota; Fungi; Ascomycota; Sordariomycetes; Hypocreales; Bionectriaceae. Gene Ontology annotation, biological process: regulation of DNA-templated transcription. The coding region runs from base 156 to 2153 and encodes 665 amino acids.
AACGUUUGUUUUAUUAUCUGCUAUGCUAACCUUGCGCUAUGGGCAUUGCCUUUAUAAGUAAGUAACAAGUUCAACGACAUAGUCCUUGUACGGGGUUGCGAAGGAGUCCACGGAUCCGUUGUCCGUCCAGCCCGAUUGUCUUGAUAUGAAUCACAAUGGCACCAGGCUUACAGAGAAAUGCAUGCCUCUCAUGUCGUCAGAGAAAGCUCAAAUGUGACCGACAGCAUCCGUGCGCGAACUGUAUCGCCCGGUCGAUUGAGUGCACUGAGCAGUUAUUGCCGGCUCCCAGCCGAGCAUUGAAGAGGCCGUUGCCUCAAGAGCCAGAUCCCGCAACACUGUCAAGUAUACUAUCGAGACUAGAUCAGAUCGAAAGCUACCUCGGCCCAGCUCAAGACAGUAGACAUGUUUCAGUGUCAUUGCCCAUUGGUAACCAGCUCAACACUAUUCGAUUCAAUGUCCCCAACUCUAUACCGAAGACACAAGAACCGUCCGAUAAGCCCAUCAUCGGGUUGAUGUCCUCUGAAGAUCAUAUGCAGGCUACCCAAUAUUCGGUCAACGACAGUUUUUUGCGCCAAGCACUCAUGCACGAGCUCAGCAUUUCAAUCUCCCAAGACUACAAAUCGCAGACAACGACCAAACCUCGCCACAUACAGCUACCUCCCAAAUGGGAGACCCUCCGCUUAUUCGGCGUCUACUUUCGCUACUUGGGCCAGGUCCAGCAUAUAAUCUAUGAACCACACGCUCGCACUCUUGUAGAUGAAGCGUAUGACCAGGUCGUUAAUGUUUCUGCAACGACUGCUCCUCGAGGACUUGCUUUGAUUCUCAGUGUCAUCGCGUUCGCCACGAUUCUUGAGCCUGUGAAUGGAGAUCUGGCUACGGCUAUUCCAAUACUCAAAGAACGACUCGGGAUAUUUGCCACCUACAUCCGAUCGUCGAUGGACUGUCUGGAGCAACACCGUCGGAGAAUAGAUCACACGCUCGAAAGUGUACAGGCACUCAUCCUUGUCGGUUUCGGCAUCUACCACAUCGAGGCAUUCUCUCCAAGAUACCGCGUGUUACUUGCUGAAGCCAUUGCUGUCUCUCAUAGUCUUGGCCUCCAUGCUGUUGACCUAGCGUCGGCUAGCCGAGGCCACCAAAGGGUUGAGACUGACUCGGUGACCCAAGAGAUGAAGAGACGAGUUUGGUGGUACCUUGCAGCAACAGACUGGGCCUCCUCAAAGGCAGAAGGAUCGUCCGGAGUCACAUACCUUGUCCAUCCAAAGCUCAUCAAUACCAAUCUCCCAAAGCAUAUCAACGACGAUGACCUCGGCAAGCUUGAUCUCAAUGAAAGACCCAUUUCAGAACCCACUUCCAUGUCGUACAACCUCCAACGUCUAAAGACCGCCGAGGUAGCUCGCUGUAUCUCUGAUCUGAUGCCGCACGAUCCAAGCGAAGCGUCAUGUGAGUUGAUACUCUCACUCGACGCGAAACUUGAAUCGUUGCUGUGCGAGCUUCCAGACUUCUUCAAGAUAGAAUGGAAGGACUCCCAGGAGACUCAACGAAUAGACGAAGCGCAUCCCUACAUUCCAUUGCAGCGGCUUCUGGCCAACCUGCUGAUCAACAUUGUCCGAUGCGGACUGCAUUUCCCCUACCUCUCCGGACGCGCCAACAAGUCUCUGCAUGCUUUUUCACGUCAAGCCAGCCUAAAAGCCGCUCGAGCCGUGCUUUCAUCCCAUCGGGGUAUGAGCAUGGCGGACAUGUCACACUCUGCCGAUUUUAUGAAGAUCCAAGGCACGAUAUUCCACAUAUUUGUGGGGGCACUUGUUCUUGCUGCGGAUAUCUGCUGUAAUCAACAGUGUGGACAGGAUGGCGAGACGCAGUAUUCAGAGCUGAUGGCGGUUCUGAAGCAGCUGGAUGAUGUUAAAGGUCAUUCUCAAAUGGCUGCGAGAUUGUUGGACGUUUUGACGCAGUUGUUGAUCAAGUAUAGGAUCUGGUCGCCGUCUGCGACGAUCUCGACGUAUGAGGAGGGUGUGACGCCACUGCAUGAUGUUUCGUUGAGAGAUGCAGAGCUAGGAAUUGAUGAUCUUGAGAUGGUGUUUCCGUUUGACGAGUUAUGGGAGACGUUUGUUGAACGACCGUCGGGUUUCAACGUGCUGGAUAUUUUGGAAGUUUAGGGGCCUACUCGGGAGAAUGUAACGGAAGAGUCAUGUCCACUUCUUAUCACUUAGCUCUCUUGUCUCAGUUGUUUGGUUUGUAGAACCAAUCUUGGAGUUCUGAUCACGGGCCUGUGUGCCGCACAAAGGGCCGUUCAGCGAGAAGAUGAGAACUCUAUGGGAUCCUGCGUCAUCCAGUGAGCAAGGCUGUAUUUGAUGGAUUCAAGCUACCUGUAGAGAUAACCCUUGAUCAAAAGUCUGAUAACGGUAGAUCUGCCUUUAUCUAGGGUAGUUCUGAAGGCAGAGUGAAGGACAGCUUUUGGCCUG